Molecule: messenger RNA, 1326 nt
Organism: Dermacentor silvarum
Lineage: Eukaryota; Metazoa; Arthropoda; Arachnida; Ixodida; Ixodidae
Exons: 10
Coding region: 100-1203 (367 amino acids)
Source: RefSeq, a predicted model, not a curated record
UGUCCACUGCGUUGUUUAUUUUUGGCACGGCGUGCGAGUGUUUUGUGGCGGGCGUUCCACCGUGCUCAAGUCUGGCGCGUUGGCCCUGCACGUGUCGCGAUGCCGACCUGCUGUGCCCGCAGUUGCAAAAACAGGUACGAGAAUGGAAAGAAGCUGUUUUUCCUUCCGCGAGGAAAAGAAAAUGCCGUUCGGCGAGAAUUGUGGCUACAGCGUAUUCUGCGGACUGACUUGAACUCUGCGUCGUCGCGGCUUUGUGAGGACCACUUCUCUGCAAACCAAUUUGAGCCGAUACUGCUGAGGAAGUUUGGUACUAAGAAGUUGAAGAGAGACGCGACGCCUACGAUCUUUAGUCAAGAGCAUUUGCGAACGUCAGAGUGCAAUGACACACCCUUCCCAUCUUCUGGCUUUGAGUUGUUACUAGCAGCAGCUGCUGCCGCUGAUGUACACAAGGAUACAUGCUGCCCAUCUUCUGGCCUUGAUCUGCCACUAACACCGGCUGCUGUCGUUGAUGCUUCUGGAUCCAAUAGUGAUGGCACUCAAUCAGGGCUAAGUUCUUCACAAGGUCAGCCUGGCACCGAUACAGCACCAUCGUAUUGCUCAGAAGAAACUCUUUCAAGUUCAGAAUGUAACAUACUGGUAGCUUGUUCCCCAGAUGUGGAAACCUCCCAAGGAUCUUACUGCCAGGCAUUUCCGGCUUUGACUGUGCCUGAUGAGUCCCAGCAAAAGGUUUGUGCAUAUUGUGGAGGAGUUCAGUCAGCUGAGGGCACAGCUAAUGUCACUGGCAACAGUACAAGGAGCGGGGAUGCUGAUCCUUCAGUAGUAGCUGCCCUUCAGAAAAGAAUAGCUACACUGGAGGACUGCUUGAAAAACAUGAAGCGAAAAGUUAAGACACUGCAACAGCAGAAAAGCAGAGCAAACAAUCGAAACAAUGAACUGUCGCAAAACAUCAGAAAGUACUUGUCACCAGAUCAACUGCUAGGCAUGGAGACUUCCAGUACGAGGGGGACACCAUGGUCUACCGAGACUAUACAAAAAGGCCUCAAGCUCCGUUUGGCAUGCGGAUCGAGAGGCUACAACACCAUCAGGGAGCUUGCUGUACCUAUUCCAAGUGAACGAACAUUACAACGUCGUGUUCAGAACUACAAGUUUUCACCAGGAAUUCUCCACAAGGUUCUGCAGUCCCUUGCUUUAAAGGUGAAAUAAUGGUGCAGCUGAAUGUGUUUCUAGAAGAAAAACUCGGCCUAGUUCAGUGGUCUCAAACUCACCUCAGCCAGCGGACUGCAAUCCCACAAUUUUGGACCACAAGGGCUGGGGCAGUGAAGGUUG